Messenger RNA from Diversispora eburnea, 243 nucleotides. NCBI's taxonomy places the organism in Eukaryota, Fungi, Glomeromycota, Glomeromycetes, Diversisporales, Diversisporaceae. The record is from the annotation of a GenBank genome assembly.
AUGUUUAAAAGUGUUAACGGUUUUAAAUCAAUCAAAAAAGCAAAAACUGAAACUGCAGUAAAUGGUUAUACGUAUGCCCAAUAUAUAGUUGGAAGAUACUUUUAUGAAGGAUAUCGAACGAAGAAGGAUAUUAUAAAGGCCAUACACUGGUUAAAUAAAGCAAAGGAAAAUGGGAGUACUUUUGCUGGUAACUUAUUAGCAGAAAUAAUCAAUAGGUUUCGACUGGAAGAACAACAACAGUGA